Molecule: messenger RNA, 1350 nt
Organism: Prorocentrum cordatum
Lineage: Eukaryota; Dinophyceae; Prorocentrales; Prorocentraceae
Source: the annotation of a GenBank genome assembly
AGCAUUCACUCCCAUGACAGGCAAGGCGUGUGUCCAAAAGAGUAUCAUGUGUUGCCCAUCACUUCACCAUUUGCAUGCGAACUCUUGUGCUCAAAUGUUGUUCGGACCAUCGGAGCUAGAGCUGGCAUGAGCGAGGGCGACUCCGCGUGUGCGAGGACAUGGCGUCGCCCGAGGCUGAAUGUCCUAAAACAGUUGUCUGCUUCGGUGACAGCAACACAUGGGGAGCCUGGGGGCACGCUGAUAAGCAGGGGCAGCGCAUUCCCUACUACGCCCGGUGGACAACGAUACUGCAGCGCCGCCUAGGCAACGGCGUGUCCGUGGUGCCAGAGGGGCUCAAUGGACGCACAACAGUGCUAGAUGAUCCUGUAUCCUUUCUGAACAGUCUCCCUGACACCGGGACCGUCAACGGUUCGAGGUAUCUGCCGGCGUGCCUACACAGCCACAAGCCCAUCGAUCUCGUGGUGCUCGGCCUGGGAGCCAAUGACGUCAAGACGCGCUUCAGCCUGAGCCCCGCGGAGAUCGCAAAGGGCUGCCUCAUGCUCAUCAGGAUGAUCAAGAUCGACCUCGGGCUGCGGCCCCGGCGGCGCGCCGCCGGCCCUGGUGCUGCUCUCGCCCCCCGCCAUGCGCCUGGUGGAGAUGCACGACGACUUCGGCCCGCACCGUGCAGCGAGGAGCCUCGCCGUGAUCGAGGCGUACAGGCGGCUGGCGGAGGAGGAGGGCGCGGAGUUCGUCAACGUCGGGGGACGUCCCCACCUCGGAGGAUGGCCUCCACUUCGACGUCGAGGCCUCCGCCGCGAUCGGGGGCCUCGUGGCCCGCGCGGCGGCCAGGGCGCUGGGCACUGGGCCCCUGCAGGAGCCGGGCGCGGAGCCCGGGCCCGGGGCGCCCAAGCGGCCUAGGAGAGAGGCAGACAGGGUCGCGUCGUGAAGAAGUCGAGGCCUCCCAGAUGGGGUCGGUCGAGGCCCUCUUCUAUUCGCCCUCCCCUCGUGCCCUCUCUUCGGGGGCCCACGCCUGCUGCACGCCUGCGGCAGUGUAGCCCUCGGAAGGGUCUGGUGUCCUCUCGCGUGCCCCCUCCAGUCAAGCCCGACUGUAGAUGGGCUCGGGGGACGACGACGACGACGGGAAUGCGGAGAGGGGUCAGCAGCGGCAGCGGCGGGCGCGCAGGCGAAGCGGGCGAAAACCGCGAGGCUGGCCGGUCCUCGAGGUAGCGGCGCGCAGCGCCCCGCGUUGCGCCUGCCGCGAAGUUUGGCGCAAGUUUUUCCCGCGCCGCGUCUCACUGCGUUCGGUGGCAGCUGCUGGGCAAGGGCGUGGACGCUGGGCUCGGGGAGCGACACGUCAGCGACGCAGAAAAA